AUGAAUGUGGAUCUGAUAAAGGAUAUUUCUUAUGAGGAGGUGACGGCAAUAGUGAAGUCUAUGAAUCCUCUAAAAGCCUCGGGUCCUGAUGGGCUAGAGUGGGUGAUGAAUUGUGUUGAAACUGUCUCCUACUCAGUUGCGGUAAAUGAAAAGGCAGUGUCUACAGGGUCUAUACAAGGUAUACGUAUAGUUAGAGGGGCUCCUUGCCUUACUCAUUUAUUAUUUGCGGAUGACUGCUUGUUUUUUGGUGAAGCAACUUCUUAUGGGGCUUCGACUAUAGAGAAUAUCCUGGAUGUUUAUUCUAAAUGCUCGGGUCAGCUGAUCUAUUAUGAGAAAUUGAGGGUUUUCUUCAACUCUAAUGUAGUUGAUUCUAAUAAAUGGGAUGAUUACCAAAUUUUGGAAGUUAGUAGAACAAACUGCCCAGAGAAGUAUUUGGGCAUGCCUGCAAUUGUGGGUAGGAAUAAAAAGAAGGCUAUUGCGGAGUUGGUUGAUAGAUUUGAAAGCAAAAUCAAUAGUUGGAGUUCUAGACAGCUUUCGAUGGGUGGGAAGGAGGGAUGGAGACUCCUUCAUCAUCCUGAUUCUCUCGUGGUGAGAGUUUUCCAUGCAAAAUAUUAUCCUUCCUCGACUUUCUCGAAGGCGACCCUAGGGGCAAAUCCUUUGCUGAUUUGGAGAAGUGUUUGGAGUAAUAGAGGUCUCCUAGAUUAUGGAUUGUGUUGGAAAAUUGGGACUGGGAAUUCAGUGUCCAUUUGGAAUGAUUUUUGGUUGGUUCAUGAAGGUAAGAAUCAAAGUGCUGAGGAAGUUAUAUCUUUUGUUAGGAGUUACUUGACUGAUUUAAAUGCUUUAGUUGGUCCUCUUCAACACCAAAACAACGCGUCUGAAGCUCGUUGGUUACCUCCUGUCGACCCAUUUGUGAAAAUCAAUGUGGACUCCAAUUUCUUGCAUCAAAUGGAGAAGGCAUGCUCAGGUAGUAUUAUUAGAGAUGUUUUUGGCGAAAUAAUAGGUGCCAAUUGUCGAGUGACUUACCUGGUUGAUUCGGCAUUUGUAGCAGAGGCACUGGCUUUUUUCAUGGUCUCUGUUUCGCGCAAGAAAUGGGUUUCAGGCGACUCAUAG
Molecule: messenger RNA, 1110 nt
Organism: Hibiscus syriacus
Lineage: Eukaryota; Viridiplantae; Streptophyta; Magnoliopsida; Malvales; Malvaceae
Exons: 5
Coding region: 1-1110 (369 amino acids)
Source: RefSeq, a predicted model, not a curated record